Messenger RNA from Leishmania mexicana MHOM/GT/2001/U1103, 1248 nucleotides. RefSeq lists its product as hypothetical. Lineage: Eukaryota; Euglenozoa; Kinetoplastea; Trypanosomatida; Trypanosomatidae. The record is from RefSeq and is a predicted model, not a curated record. The transcript has a single exon. The coding region runs from base 1 to 1248 and encodes 415 amino acids. Gene Ontology annotation, molecular function: monoacylglycerol lipase activity; short-chain carboxylesterase activity.
AUGGGGAGCAGCGCAUUGUCGCCGCGCGCCUGCAUGCGGGAUCGCUUGGGGAUCACAGAGGCUCAGCUGUCAAACCCUGUGCUGCACCGCGACAGAGCCUCAAGACCGCGGUACAACGGUCCGCUGUACAAUGGCCACGUGCACACUAUCCUUGGCGCGUUUCGGCCACCCCUCGACCUUCGCGCGCCGGAGCGCGAGAUUGUGCCGUCCUACGAUGGCAACCCCACUUGUCUUGACUGGUGGUUGCCAACAGACGCGGCGGCAGACGGUGGUGCUGCCGCCAUGCGCGUUCGCGCGCUGGUCGUCAUUCUGCCGGGUCUGACGGGGAGCUCGAAGGAGCUCUACGUGCGCAGCAUGGCACGGCAGCUGCUGAAGGCGAACAUGGCCACGUGUGUGCUGAACGCGCGCGGCGUGGCUGACACUCCCCUCGAGAGGCCGCAAAUCUUCAGCGCGCUCUUCACGAAAGACCUGCGCCACAUCAUGCAAACACACUUGACGCGUGAAAGGGUGCAGGAGCGUCUGCUGCACCGCACACCACCGCUGGAGAGCAACAUUCAUCAUAAAGGCGCCGUACCGAUCAUCGGCGUCGCCUUCUCGCUUGGUGGGCUGAUCUUGACCAACUACGUAAGCGAGCAGGGCGAGGCAGAGACGCCAAGCGGUUUCGACGCCGUCUACACGAUCAUCUCUCCACACAACGUGAGCGACGGUGCGGCGGCGCUGCGGAUGCCGCUGGCCAAGCUGUUCUACGACUCCAUCUUUUAUAAAGCACUUCUCGCCUACUACAAGCGACACAAGAACGUAAUGCAGAACUUACCUGGUAUUAACAAGAAACUCUUGAUGGACGGCGACUCGCCGUUGGUGGAGCGGAUACGCACCGUGCAGGAGUUUGACGAGUUCAUCACGGGGCCGCACUUUGGCUUUCCUGGUGCGGAGGCGUACUACGCCGCCGCCAACAACUUCUGCCGCCUUCACCACUCCCGCACGCCGCAAGUCUGUCUCGUAGCCGCCGACGACCCCGUCUGUGGCCCUCCACAACCCGCGUCACGCUGGCUGCACCUGAUCGACCGGCACCGUGGUGGGCUCGUGUACGUGGAGAUGCCCACAGGUGGGCAUCUCGGGUUCCUCGGAUGCCCGUGGAGCGAGUGGACGCAGACGCCGAACGAGAUGGAGCGUUUUGUGCUACAUUCACUCAUUCACUUUAUCGAAUCUGCCGACACGACGGCUGGAGAAGCGAAGAGGAACGCGUGA